Messenger RNA from Anopheles darlingi, 8718 nucleotides. It is a transcript of the gene tefu, whose product is annotated as serine-protein kinase ATM. Gene Ontology annotation, molecular function: protein serine/threonine kinase activity; protein binding. Gene Ontology annotation, biological process: DNA repair. The transcript is spliced from 19 exons. Lineage: Eukaryota; Metazoa; Arthropoda; Insecta; Diptera; Culicidae. The record is from RefSeq and is a predicted model, not a curated record. Bases 78 to 8654 code for a protein of 2858 amino acids.
UCACAGCUUCUCACGGUGCUUACUCUUUCAUCUUUGCGAAUUCUCAUCCAAACGCCGGAGAUAGUGUUAUCAUCACGAUGUCUCAGUCGUCUAACAGUUCUUUGGCCGCUCUAGACCGAGAAAUUUGUAUGCUGCUGGUAGAUAUACGUUCGGAUAAAGUGACCGUUCGCCACAAAGCUGUCGGCAAAUUGCUGGUGAUAGCGAACCAUCGUACCGAAGAUUUCUCAUCCUACAUCGACUCAGAGCGAUUUGAAACCGGUUGGAAUGAUGUAUUCGAUGCUACCUACCACAGCAUGUUAAAACAUGCCCAUUCUACCAGUGCUACAGUGAAGGGCAAAAACGACGAUUAUACCAUGCUCAUGCGCAAAAUAGCCGAAUGUGCCAUGCAAAGAGAUGCGCCUCGUCUUAGCUAUCAACAGUUGAUCGAUUACGCACUUCAAGGGCUUGAGGAUGAAGCCAUCAGGACGUGCCUUGGGUUUUGUCUCGUAGAGCUAAUUCAAAAGCACGUGUUGGGAGUGAAAUGGGAUCUUACAACCAUUUCCUACGAGCUUUGGCGAGCUCUCAUUGAUAAGUGCUUUAUGCUGUUGGAUGACGUUCAGCUGGGAAAACAAGUACUACCAUGUCUUUCUCUGGCUAUUCGCAAAUUCCUCGAGAACUGCUCAAAGACAACGUUCCUGGCAGAUUAUUUUCCCCGGUUGAUGGAACAAAUUCGCCAGACUGAGAAGAACAAAUGUAUGAAUGAACUUAUUGUAAUCGCACUACAUGCAGUACAGGGCGUUGCUGUAGAUGCCAGGGUGAAAGUACAGGCGUUCUUAAACUCCUUAACACCAUACAUUCUAAAGGCAUAUGAACCUAAAAUGGCGGAUGAACAGAAGAUUGUUCUGUUUCGCUUGAUGCACCUUUGUUUGGUGAUGGAUAGCCCUGGAGGUAAGCUUCAGUCAGGUCAGGAUGAUCGAUUGACGGACGAACUGCCUGCUCCCACUAUCGUUCCGCAAGAGCGAAACAAACAGUUGGACCAAUUAUUCUGUAUUGUUUCGGCGGAAUUGAAGGAACAACUGUCGAGGAACUACAUUCCAAAAUAUGCAACUUUGGAACGGGAAAUAAAAUUUGUUGAUGGAUUCCUUGAUUUCGCUGCCAGGCUGUGCUAUACGAUUAAUUGGGAUGAAACUGGUUGUACGGUGCGCGAAGAGAAAUGUGAAGAAUCUUCGUCAAAAAAGGUAAAAAAGGCUAGGAAGUUACAAAAACUGAUGGAUUUUGCCUGCUCUACUUCCAAUCAGAACAAUAUGUGCUGGUUAAUAAUUAUUUCAUUUGUUCUGGAGCGACACUGUGCGGCACUACUAUUGCAAGACUAUCAACCGCUGUUGCAGCAGCUGAGCGAACUGCAACCUGCAGUACAAUCUGUGGAGCAGCAUCGAGCAUUCUACCGUUGCUGUGAGGUAUUGUUACAGUAUGAAGAUACACAGAUGUUCCGUUCGUCUAUUGCAUCAAUGAUCGAUGCACAGUUUUGCGGGGAUUUGUGGACCAAGAUUCUCAAUGCCGCCUGUCGGUCUAGUUCUAGUACGAUACGGUCCAUUGCAGCGGAUAGCUGCAGACUGAUGCAGCUUCUAAUUCGGUAUCGGAAAUAUUCAAGCAUUGAUUUCCUGAAUGGUACAAUACUUGAGGCGAUUUACUCGAAUGCCAUCAAGAAGACCGAUGCCAGUGCUGCCUGUCUGGAAUCCAUCCUAGAAACGUUGUCAAGUAUCGACUGCUUAUCGGGUGGUAAGGAGGAUGUGUUAAAAAAGAUGUUCGAUUAUCUGUACAUUGGCCCUGGAGUCCAACGGACAAUUAUUCAUGGAAAGAUAAGGUUAAGCACGAAGCUGCUCGCAAAUAUCUCCGUUCUAGCUGUGGUAACCAAACAUGUUGGUAGUGAACCACAAAACGGCGAUUCAAUGCUCGGUCUGCUGACGGAAGUGUACGUCGAAAAAGAUCGCUGCUUACGGCAGCUCGAACGUAGGCUUUUGCUUCAAAAUGUGGAUGAGCUGAUCAUGUCGGAAGAGACUGAGUCGAGAAUGGAUGAAACGGAAGCAGGACAACUGAUUACCUACAAUGUAAACGAAGUAUUAUUCGAUCGUCUGUGUGUCUAUCUCAAUUUCGAUAAAAAUGUACUGCCAGAAGAAGGCAGGAUGCUCAAUUUAUCGAUUUUGGAAGAGAUAUGCUACGAAUUGGAACUCUAUUUGCAUAUCCUCAACAUCCUGAUGAACCAUCAAGCCCACACGAUUGUCCAACUAGAACGAUGCGUGCUGACUAAGAAGGUGAUGUUUAAAUUACAGCUGCUCAACAUGGGUUGUCAACGGUUACUGGAGUGUAAUUCCUCGUUUAGUACUAACGAAGUUGCUAGUAUUGGUGAACGGUUGCUAUCCAUCUUCCAAGGUCCCUACCAUCCUGCGGUCGCGAAAGUAUUGCAAGAAGCUGAUGUAUCAUCCGUCCUAAAGUGGUGUAAGAAUCAUAUAGACCAAACACAGCACGAUGAUUCAGAACAUGUGGAGCGCAUCACACUGGAUCAAUUACCGUCCGGGCAACAUACUCAUCGAUGCUACUUGCACACCAUGGUACACUAUCUGCAGUAUGAAGGGGCUGUGCAUGUCGCGGUUGUGCAUGACAUGCUCGAACAUCUUGAACUAAACAUUUACAGUAGCUUGGACGUGUUUUAUAUUUUCGAUCUAUGUCGCAUCUUGCUUCGUCAUCCAUCGAGCGAGAUUGUAGCCGAUUGGGUACUGAAACAUGUGAUAAGCGUGUGCAAGGCACAUCAUACGAAUGUGGGUAUAACGGAGGAAAUCAUACACUUGUAUGCCGACCUCGUCAAGUUUGUAAGCCCAUAUGAAUCCAUGACGAAAAAUGUGACCAUCGUGCUCAAUUCCUUCGUAAAGAAAUGCAAACUGCAUACCUAUUCUACCGAGCUGCAAGGCAAAAUCAUCGCUCAGAUCAAGCAUUUACUAAGAGCUUUUCCAGAAGACUUUGAACAACCGCUGCACACGCAGCUAUAUACUGGGCUAGUACCACUUCUAAGCAGCUCCAGCUACAGCAUCAAGAUAGAGGUGGUGCGAAACUUUCUACAUAUUUUCCAUUCCGCUUGGGUGUACGGUAAAGAUGCCCAAGUAUCGCGCGUCUACUAUGACUUUCAGACCAUGUUGUACGACAUGGUGGACUUCGAAGUGGUUAGCAGCAUUAAUGAUUUAGACGAAAGGACGAAUACAGUGAGCGGUUUACUACAGUUGCUGCUGGGAACAUUUCGCGUUUGCUUUGAACUCAGGAGACGUUCCCUACAAGACUUCAUUCUGUUGCUUUCGCAUGGGAAAUUGAGAGAUGCCAAAGUAGCGACUCUAAUACGUCUUGUGAGUGUAGUGAGUGGUAUUGAGAUCGUCAAAGUUGCCCAGACAAACAUAGAUGGUCUGUUGGAUGUUUGGUUUGCGAAGGACUAUAGCUUGGAAAACUUCCCCUGUCGUCUAACUGGCGCUUCUGGAUCCAUCGAAAAUUUUGUGCAAAUGCACCGCAAAGGAAUAGCGUUUGGAAUGCUCUGCAUGCAUCCUGAUCGUUUCCAACCAUUCUGCCAGUCAGUCGGUAUAGAGCACGAAGCAAUGACAAAGCUAAUCUUACCACGCUGUGUAGCCUUUCUACUACCGUGGUUUGCUAAGUGCGACGGCUUGACAUCGAAAUACACGGCUAUAGCAACGCAGGUACAGAAGGCUCUGACACCAUUCCUGCGUAGGAUGGACCUAAAAUCGCAGAUUUUUGACGUUCUCAAGCAUCUCACAUAUCGGAUGAAGGAUGUGAAUGAACUGGAAAAGCUACUCGAGCAUGACAUCGCUCGGUGCAAAGAUGAUUAUCUGUCCGUUACCCACAGUAAUUUCUCAAAAUCAAUGGAUUACCUACGGCAACAUAUUUUAAAAGCUCACGGAACAACGGCAACGGUUCCGCUGCUUAGUUACCUCUGCCAGGAGAAUAGGCAAUCAUUGGUCGAAAAACUGCUAACCGAUGUUAAGCGUUGGCUUUGGGGAAGCGAAGAGAAGCAGCAAAAGGUGGUUCAUUUAUUUCAGUACGUUGCCGUGGUCGAACAGCUCCGAGAGUACAUUGAUGAACAUUGCAACGGAUCGUUUGCCAAAUAUCUCGUCCGAGAAGUGAUUUACUUCCUCGGCAACCUCAUGAGCACCGUACCAAAGCUCCGCUUAGCCAUAGUGAAUUGUUUAGAGCGUAUGCUGAAGCUGUUCUCUUUAAAGGCAUAUGCUAUUCUCUCCAAACAUCUAAAUUUCAUUGCAUCGUCCCUGUUGGAGGUAGAGGUAUUGGACUGUGCUUCAAAACUUUCCGGAAAAUGUCUUGCACUGCUCCGCUUUCUCAUCGUUGACCAACCCGAAUUAUAUCCGGAAGCAAUAGCCAAGCUCAAUUAUUUCCCCGCCGAUGAUCGUUUCGCUGAACUGCGUGCCGUUAUUGAGGACCACAAGACACGAGGCUACGGUAGUGCGGUUUGGUCCUUGAGGGAUGAAAUUCAUGGGUUGCUGGCACUGCCUUAUCUUCGUUAUGAAGACAUUGCUGCGCUGAGACUUGUGAUCACCAAUAAACGCAACGAGUUGAAUGUUCUCUGCAAGGAGAUCGGAUUAGUGGGCGAUGAGAGUAUUCUGCAUCUGCUCGUUUUUACGCUUCUGGACGUCGUUCGCAGCUCUUCUUUUGAUAAGAAAUCAGUUGAAGCCAUGAGGUGCCUAGGAGAACUGGGACCUCUCGACCUGAGAUCCAUGCGGCUAAAUUCGGAUGUUGAAAUGAUUGCUUACGAAACGAUCGACUCAUUUGAGAACGCUGUGAGUAGGUGUGCCGAAAUCAUAUUAACUGAGCUUGAUGUUAUGCUUACGAGUAAGAAUGUUACCGUCGGUCGUAGUGCUUCGCUCGCUGCCUAUGCACUGCUUCACGGAAGAACGUUUCAUUCGGCUGUUGCUAAGCUUCCCACCAUGAGCCUAUUUCUCGGGCAAUCAACAACCGAAGUGACCUUGUUUAGCUUUAGCGAAGGCAGCGUCCCAAAUUUGGUUGCCGCGCUUGGCCAAGAAUGUAACAAUUAUCGAUCCUUCGUGUUGCAAGUGUGCACCAUUCUGUUGAAAUUCCUAAGGAAUAGAGUGCUUCAAGAAUUGGUCACGCUCGAUCAAGCGUUUGCCGAAAAACUCGUUCCGUUGCUUAUUCAAGCUGCGCUGAAACUGCUUCAGGUUCCGGUAAACACUGAUAUUGGUCUUUUCAUAAAUAACUUUUUUGCCUUGUUCACUGACAACGGUGAAGACGGUUACACGCUAUUUAACGAUUCCAAAGCGAUACAGCUAAUGCUAACCGUAGUUGAAUGUGUUCGAAUCAACAAUGAAAUUUUUCCGCAGUUUAAUAUUGAACUGGACUAUCUGAAAAUAGCCAAAGCCGCUCGCUACUGUCAGGCUCAUUUUAAAGCUAUCAUUUAUUGCGAGCUAUGGUAUUACGAUCAGCUAGAACGAGGCCAAAAAGGAGCUAAGAACGAUCGCCAUCUAAUGGAGAUCAUGCGAUCUUCUCAUAUAGCCAUCGGUGUAAACGAUGCCGUAAAAGAGUUUCUAAACCCACGCUCUGAGCGUGCAGAGUAUUAUCAGUUGGAGCAAAAGUAUAACCGUGCUCUCGUCUUUCGGGAUGCUAGCCGAAGUUUGAACAGUCCAGGUGACAUCGGCGUAGAUUGCGCAGACCGAGCUAUCACUUUGCAGCUGCUGAAGGACUCCAGUCUGUAUGGUUUAGCACGGUAUUUUAACCAAAAUGAGAAGGAAAUUGAUUACGAGUGUGCCUGGCGGCUUGCCGAUUGGUCCGUAGCUAUUGAUAUUAGCGACAACGCUGGUUCUUCGAUCGGCCAAUAUGGCCCAACAGUGUCGGCAAAGCUGUUUGAAUGUUUGCAUUAUAAAGCGUUGAAAAGCCUAACGCUCAAAGAUGAACUUGCUGUCGAUAGUGCAGUUUCGGAGGCGCGACGAGCUAUUGCUGAUCUGUUGAAACACACGAGCACCGAAUCGACGAAACACAUCUAUCAAACGCUGUGUCGCCUGAGGCAACUGGAACAGAUUGAAGAUUUUGGUGAAAUUCUGUUUCAAAAGCAAAUCGAUUGUGAACAGGAUCUGCUAGACAAGUGGAACCAACAGGACGCUCUGCCGUAUAGUGAGUUUGAGCUGCAGGAGAAAAUAUUGUCUCAGCGAUGGUCGAUACUUCAGACAAAUGCCGGUCGAAUUAAACAAAAUUGGGUUCCCGGUGUCAUGUAUAACUCGCUGUUGCUACUGAUUCACGAGUCCCGCUCGCGUGGGCUGCAUGACUGUGCCUUGCGCAAUCUAGCUCUCAUCGAGACGAUCGAACUUCCUGCCAAUGCUCAGGCGAUUGUACUACUGGAGGAUGCGCAGCUCAACUGGGGCAUGGGAAAUCAUAAGCUGGCUUGUGAACGUGCCAUGGACGUGCUGGAGAAUAAGCAGUACAGUGAUAUGAUGGUGAAUGCCGUAGCCCUGCGCCUAUAUGGUCAGUUCCAGGCGGAAAGUGAUUCGAAGGAACUGGUAACGCUGCACAGAGACUUUUUCGACAAAUCGCUACGUUUCGUUCGACAACUUGAAUCACAAGAUAACUGGCCUGCGCAAAUGGUUGCCCAAAGCAUGGUUGCUUAUAGUCAUCGGUGCUUCGAGAGCGACCGCAAUUUUACAGUCGUACAUACGGUGGCCAAAUACGCUGAUCGUGAGUUUGUUCGACUAAGCAAGUACUGUCAGUCACAAGAAUGGAGAAUGCGUUGUGAUAAUAUAAGUAAAAUGGAGAGAGAACUAGAACAACUGAAAACGGAAGCGGCCAAAGCGUCGGACACACGACAACGGGAUAUGAGAAGGCUUGCUGCCUUGAUGCAAAAGAAUAUGCAGCGUGAUAAAAAGGAAGUAGAAAGGGUAGAACAAGAUCGUCGAAACUAUCUGGUGAUGGCCUUGCAAUACUACAUCGAUUAUAGCAGGCAGAGCACGGUCGAGAGUGAUUUGGUGAUCUUUCGCAUUAUUGCCCUUUGGCUAAACAAUCUGCAGGAGACCAGUGUACAGCAGUUGAUGAAAGAUAGAAUACAAGACAUUCCAUCGUAUAAGUUCGUUCCCGUUCUACCACAGCUGGCUCCAAGAUUAAGCGCAAAAUCCCCAGUAGGUGCCCUAGUGCAUCGUACGUUGUUACGGUGUACCCUCGCUCAUCCGCAUCAUACACUACCAUACGUGUUCGCACAGCUGCACGCAUUCAAGGACCAAAUUGGCAUUGAUGUAUCACAUGACGAUCGUCUUAUGGGAGCACAAAAGCUGCACGGUGACCUCUUGAAGUUAACGGAAGUGAGCAAAAUUAUCGACCAGAUGGAUAGUAUGAAUCAGGCGCUCAUUGAGCUGGCGAACAAAAAUGUUUCUGGAAACCCGAGCUUUCUGCAGUACAAGAUGACGAGUCACGACAAGCUACGUUCGCUAAGGGAUUUAGAAAGCAUUCACUGUCCCACCAUUGGGCUUCGUGUGGUCGAAUCGGGCGACUAUAAAAAUGCGAUUAUAGGCAUUGUUAAAUGGGAACCUACUAUCACCGGUGUCGGUGGGAUUAAUGCUCCGAAAAAGCUCGAGUGUCGCUGCACAGAUGGGAAGUUGCGCACGCAGCUGUUGAAGGGGAAAGACGAUAUGCGCCAGGAUGCGGUAAUGCAGCAAGUGUUUGGUAUUAUAAACAUUUUACUGCGCCACGAUAAGGAAACGGCACGGCGGCAGCUUUCGAUACGGACGUACAAGGUUGUUCCACUGUCCCGCCAGAGCGGCAUACUGGAGUGGUGCGAAAAUACGAUGCCGAUAGGUGUAUGGAUGAUGAAGGGUCACACAAGGCAUCGUCCGAAUGAUUAUGAUCCAUCGCGGGCACGUAAACUCUUCCAAGAGAAUGCACAACCGGGCAAGACAUUUGACGAUAAGCUGGAAAACUAUCGCCGCAUCUGUCGUCGAUUGCAGCCCGUCUUUCGGUACUACUUCCUCGAGCACUAUCCCAAGCCGGGCGACUGGUUCGCGAAGCGCCAGAAAUACGUGAAGAGUGUCGCCACUAGCUCGAUGAUUGGAUACAUCCUCGGAAUCGGUGAUCGGCAUGUGCAGAACAUCCUGAUCGACCAACGGACGGCUGAGGUGAUCCACAUCGAUUUCGGUAUUGCGUUCGAGUUGGGCAAAAAUUUGCCAACACCUGAAACUAUUCCGUUUCGUUUGACUCGCGAUCUCGUCGACGGUAUGGGGAUAACCGGGGUCGAGGGUGUCUUCAGAAAGUCUUGCGAGAAAACGAUGGAAGUGCUCAGAAACAACCAAGCACCGAUCAUUACCAUACUGGAGGUGUUGUUGCACGAUCCGCUCUACUCCUGGAAUGUGCUAUCGAACAAAAAGGCAAACCAACUGCAGUUGCAGGACUCGCAGCAGGACACAACCGAUUGCAACGAAAUGCGUUACGUUCAGCAUACGCCGGAUGUCAACGUUACGGCGGAACGUGCCCUGAUGUUGGUGACGAAGAAGUUGGAGGGCAUGGAAGAUGAUAAGUAUAUCUCGAUCGAGGGACAGGUCCAGAAGCUGAUAUUUGCGGCCACCAACGAGCGGAACCUGUGUCAACUGUUUCAUGGUUUCCAACCUUAUCUGUGAAACUAUGUCGCUUUGCGCUGUAACAAUAGAAGAAUUCCUUUAUUUUCCCUUUCGCUGUGCAGAA